UUGCUCGCACGCCACAGCCCACAGUACAGAAAGAGAGUUACAGGCACGACACCGGCCCACCUCGUCCGCUCGUGAACGUUCGUUCCUACGCCACCCUGCGCUCCUGCUCUCCGCUUCGCCUCCGGCCACCUGCCGACAAGUUGACAACAUCCCGGCGACAAGCUCGACAGCGACCAUACGUAAAAGGAGGUGGUACCUGCGCCAUGGCCGACGCCGACCUCUACGCCGUCCUGGGGCUCAAGAGGGAGUGCUCUGACGCCGACCUCCGGCUCGCCUACCGGAGGCUCGCCAUGACAUGGCAUCCGGACCGGUGCUCGGCGUCCGGCAGCUCGGCGCGCGUCCAGGGGUGCCAACAAGCGGUGUUCAUCGGCGAUGGGCUCCGGAACGCCGCCAAGGGCCAGUCGUCCGGGGUCCGGCCCCGGCCGUUCAGGGUCAAGCUCCAAGGGAAGUGAUCUGAGGCGACGGGAGGAGGCGCCAUGGAAGACGACGACGCAGGAAGACACAGCAUCGGCGGCAGGAAGAAGAAACAGAGGCCGUCGACGGGCCACGGCGAGUCGUCCUAGGAGCAAAGAUGGAGAUAUCGGCGCGCCCGGGCCAGCGUUGAUGCGCGCCGCGCCGUGAGCAAAACAUAUUCUGUGACGCCGUGACGGGGAUAAUGCAUUGCAGGCUUGCAGCUAGUGCUCUGUGCGGAUCAGAGUGACGGUCAACAAGUUUUGGAGGCAGGCUUUUCAAUUAGUUUCUUCGUUUAUUCUCUCGAUGGAUUCUCUUGGCGUAGCACUGGUAUUUAAGUUCUAAUGUUUUUUUCGAGGAAAGGCUAUCAAGGCUAGCUUUAUUGGUAUUAGAUAAUCGUCACAUCGUCAACAAGCUUACUGAUCAAAAAGUCAGGAGGCUCGUUUGACCAACUAAGAGAAACUUCAUUACAAUAACUAUGGCUAGCUAACAAUAUUUAAGUUC
Molecule: messenger RNA, 954 nt
Organism: Triticum urartu
Lineage: Eukaryota; Viridiplantae; Streptophyta; Magnoliopsida; Poales; Poaceae
Source: RefSeq, a predicted model, not a curated record